Molecule: messenger RNA, 1433 nt
Organism: Cantharellus anzutake
Lineage: Eukaryota; Fungi; Basidiomycota; Agaricomycetes; Cantharellales; Hydnaceae
Exons: 9
Coding region: 223-969 (248 amino acids)
Source: RefSeq, a predicted model, not a curated record
GCAGUUUCCCUUCUUCGUGGAGGUUCCACCGCUUUCGGCUACGAUUUGUCAGGGCGAUAUCCUGUUGGAGUUUGUUGUUGAGGCCGGCGACAGGAGGUUUUGGGCGAGGUUGGAAGCCAGGAUCAAACAUGAACGAUUAUUUAUAUGUUAGAUUAAUAGCUCGAGCGGGGGUCGCAUGCACAACGCAUAUACUCCUGCCUUGAACCACGCGACGCAGCUCUCAUGGAAAACGUUCCCCAAGACAUAUGGGAAACUCUAAAGCAUCGUUGCGUCGAUAUUGGCCACUCAGAUGAAGCCGCCGAAGAUCUUGUCUGGCGUGACAUUCCAGUUUGGACGCACAGCCGCUCCCCUUUCAUGGAGUUACCUGUCGAGAUUCUCGACAAGAUAACUGACCCCGGUAAUGGUCUUUCGCUUUCGGACUAUCUCGCAAUAUCGGGGGUAUGUCGGGAGAUUAGGGGCCUGUUCACAGCGGAUGUUUGGGAAAAAUUACACCGCCUAUAUAUGGGAGUGCGCAUGCCAACACUCCUGAUCUUCGAGAAUCACUUAAAUCAUAUAAGACGGACAAACAUCACUUUUUUAAACACCAUCUGGAGUUCUGGCUGGCUUGCAAUUCGCAAUGGUGAGAUCCCAACUUUCAAUUGUGGUGAUACAUCGUACAAGUCCGAGGUGCUUCGCAUGCUCGAUUUCUGGGGCCCAACUUGUCAACAAAUUGAUUUGUUGAGUGCGGUGGAUCGAUAUGGCCUGACUCCACUCGAGGGAAAAAUCCUGUUGUGUGAUCCUCGUAAACGUCUGAUCCAUGACUCUGCAGGAGACUGGGAUGGUUGGGCCAUACGUCUCCCCCCUAACUACACGCUCCCAGAGGCAAAAGUCCGCCGACUGGCCUAUAUGGCUCAUGGAGGACCACGCGGACAUGCGGAACACAUGAGGAAAAUCUAUCAGCACCGGCGCUACAGUACCAGAAAUCUAUAGAUCACGCAGAUGGGUUCGAUUCCGAUUCCUGGGAAGAAUAUGAAUGCUAACCAUGAUAUGGAAGUUAAUUCGCCUGUAUUCCAACAGAGGUUGCCAUUCUCAGUACCCCAAGCCACUCCAACCCCCUGUAAUACACGUCCUUCCCUUAUGUAUCAUUUCGAGGCUCGCCAUUAAUAUGUCGUAUGAGCCAGCUGUCAUUGUCAGUUGGAUGACGAACUCGGAAUACAAUAAGGUACCCUUAGCGCGCUACCAGUCGAUGUCUUCCACUACUGUGACCUAUAUACUUAUCCCAACUGUGCAUCUCACACCUCUAGGCAGGGACCCCUUUCUUGUGCAAUACUUUUUUCUUAGAUCUCCCUCCAUUCGGAGCUGUGUUGGAUGCGAAAGAACAGGCAUUUUCUGGGGAUUUGGCUGGCAGCGAAGAAGCGCCUGUGUUUCAGGAAUGAAUUGUUUCCGAGUUGGUA